AUGGAGAUUGGCGGGGAGGUCCCCGCCAACAGGAGCCGUCUUGGCGACGCAGGCGGCGAGGGAGGCUCGGCGCUCUGCACGGGCUCGGCGAGCGUUAGCCAUGGAUCCGGCGGAGCAGUGGAGCGUGGAUCGAUGGAAGAAAGGAUUCAGCGCACCCCUACCUGUGACACGGAGACGCUGGCCCAUAGGGCGGCGAAGAGGUCCAAAGCUUCGACGGGCGACGAGCCCCCGGCGAGCGCUUCGCGCAUGCCGACACUGGUGCUGAUCAGCCCGGAUGACAACCGAGGAGAGCAGCAACAGGAGGAGCCGUUGAGGGCUGCUCCCGACACGCCGCCCUCGUCAACUACGCCACCCAGAGGGGUGUCUCUGGCAAGGGAGAACACCGUCGAGCCCACGCGCAUGGAGGAGGAGGAGGGGCAGGCACGGGCGCUGGCGGUUCCGUCCCGGCAACGGAUGUUGGCGGGGAGGGAAACACUUCUCCUCAGCACGACACGGGAAGACAUCGACACUGUCAUUGAGGAGGUCGCCAGGGAUGCCGAAGCUAAGGCCACCAAGAUCGUUGUUGAUGAAGCCGCCAAGUCCGCCGCCGAGGAGGCCGCUGCCGGGGAGGCCGGCAAGGGGCCUGCUGGGGAGUCCGGCGAGGCCGCUGCCAAGGAGGCCACCGAGGAGCCUGCCGGGGAGGGUGCGACCUACGACCAACCUUCCUCCUCCGGAGCCCCCGGCACGGGCAAGAACUUGAAGGUGGGCGAUGAUCUGUUCGUCAGCCUCCCAGGGACGGCAAGCACCAGAGCGCCAGCCGAAGGGGAGGUUUUCGAUGAUGAGGUGCUUGCCGCCGCCGGGCUCCAGGUUGUUGAUGAACCGAGCGCCAGCAGCGGUGGUUCCCAAGAGGAGAAGCUCCUCCGGGCCAUGAUCGCCAUCUUUCAGAAGCUCCAGGCGCUCCAGCGUGCCCGCCAGGACAAGGUGAACUCCAGGACAGCGGCCGUGGACAAGGCCGAAGCAGACUUUCAGGAGCACAUCGCCCAAAUGCAAGCGCUUGCCGCCACGCUUCGCUGCAAGGACGAGGAGGUCGAGAAGCUUGUUGCGCAGCGGACCCAGGAGCUUGAGCAGAAGCGAAAGGACACACUUGAUGCUCUGGCCCUGGACCACAUCGGCAAGGUGGAGAAGCUGGAGCUGGAGCGGGAGGAGCUGAAGAAGGAGAUCUCAAGGAUGACGGAGGAGAGGGACACAGCUAACCGCCCCCUGGCGGACUCGCAGCUCACCAUCUCCGAUAAGACCAAACUGCUCUUUGAGGCCAAUGACUCCAUCAACGACCCGAAGCUGAAACUGGAUGGCUUGGAAGGGACGCUUUCGGAGGUCAGGGCCUGUGAGGAGACCCUGAACAAGGCCCUUGUGAGCGAGAGGCAGCUGCGGAAGGAUGACGCCGCUGCCCACAAGGACUAUGUGGACAACGUGAACCUCUGGAUCGGCCUCUUCAUCGAUGUUGCAGGGAAGCUCACCAUGCAGCUAGCCGUCAUGGGCAUGCCGGACGUCAGGUACUCCCAGGAGGCGAACAUAAGCCCCAAUGCUAGGCUAACCUUGUUCUUCGAGCGCAUCUCGACGCCCUGA
Messenger RNA from Aegilops tauschii subsp. strangulata, 1605 nucleotides. Lineage: Eukaryota; Viridiplantae; Streptophyta; Magnoliopsida; Poales; Poaceae. The record is from RefSeq and is a predicted model, not a curated record.